Messenger RNA from Cuscuta campestris, 512 nucleotides. NCBI's taxonomy places the organism in Eukaryota, Viridiplantae, Streptophyta, Magnoliopsida, Solanales, Convolvulaceae. The record is from the annotation of a GenBank genome assembly.
AGGCAAAAACCAUGGGUUCUUGACUAACCACUCACCCAGCGAUGGGAAGAUCUUCCCAUCAAUGGGUAAGCGGCUCCUCAGCCAAACCAGUUUCCAGAACCAUGCCAAACAGCGAUGGGGAGUUCCACCCAUCGCUGUUAGAGCCUUGGUGCAAAAUUACCACAAGGCAGAACGACCUUGCCCAGCGAUGGGAAGUCUAUCCCAUCGAUGGGAACCCAGCGAUGGGAAGCUUGUUUCCCUUGGUUGUACGAAGGAAAGGUAUUUUCCUUCGGGUUGAAGUCUUGGAGUGCGGUAUCUCCGAGCAAGUGUAUUAAGGCUCGUGGGACUCGAGUUCUCAGGUUGUAACGGUUUGUUAAGCACCCGUAAGCUUAACGGAAGUAGUGUAGCUCGAGAGAGUCUCUCGGGAGGCUGGAUUAGCCACAAGUUGUGGUGAACCAGGGUAAAUCUUGGUGUGCUCCCUUUACGCUUUCUACGCUCUUUACUUUUCACGUUCUUAAUUUUUUUUCCUGCGA